This is a messenger RNA of Spodoptera frugiperda (fall armyworm), 7593 nucleotides long. RefSeq names its product SET and MYND domain-containing protein 4 (gene Smyd4-4). The coding region runs from base 1 to 2022 and encodes 673 amino acids. The record is from RefSeq and is a predicted model, not a curated record. Lineage: Eukaryota; Metazoa; Arthropoda; Insecta; Lepidoptera; Noctuidae. Gene Ontology annotation, molecular function: protein binding. The transcript is spliced from 3 exons.
AUGUUUCCAGACCACCAUAUCGACUUAACUAUAGAUAUUAUUUAUAAACAAGUACUGGACGACCUAACGAAAGAUAAAAAGAUUAGAAAGGUUUCCCAUGAGCUUAUGAGUUUGGAAACCAAUGAAAAGAGAGUAAUGUAUGUGUAUGCUAUCUUGAAAGGAUAUGAUCUUAUACCACUUCUUAUUAAAGAAGACAAGUGUUCUCGAAAGUCUGACCACUACCGUAACCUUGGCAACGCUUUGUAUCAACGGAAACAUUUGUCCAUGGCCUGGCAACAUUAUAAUUUGGCUUUGAUGUAUGCCCCUUUGCCUAUUUUCCCAUCUUACUGUUUUGUCUUAGCCAUAGCUAAUAGAUCCGCAAUAUUGGCAGCUUGGAAUAAACAUGAAGAAUGCAUUUCUGAUAUUGAAACUGUGUUUAAAUAUGAGUAUCCAGAUUCCAUAAGGGAUAAGUUAUUAAAGCGGAAGAAGAUCUGUGAGGAAGCUUUAAAAGGAAAACAAGAACCUAACACUGAAGAAGUGGAUCAGAAGGCCAAUGAGAUUUUCAGUUUCAAGGUGCCCAACAAUGAAAAGUAUAUUGCUGCAAGCUCUAAGCUGACAGUUAAAUAUACACCAGAAUUGGGAAGACAUGUAAUUGCCAAUGAGGAUAUUGAAGUUGGUGAAGUACUAGUUCAAGAAGAUCCAUUUGUACAAGUGCUAUUGAAGUCACAGUAUACUAUCUCAUGUGCUCACUGCUUCUCAAGGAAAUAUAAUUUGAAGCCCUGCCCAUAUUGUGUGCUUGUCUUGUACUGUACCGAGGAAUGCAGCGCUACAGCCUGGGAACAAUACCAUAAAUAUGAGUGUCCUGUUGGACCAUAUCUAUACAAAGCAAAUUUCACUAAAUUGGAACUGCUUGCUCUGCGCACCACUAUACUGGCUAAGACACGUCAUGCAAAUAGUGAAGCUUUGUUUAAGACGCUGGCUGAUGCAGACUCGUGUGACAAUAAGGAAGAUGUAGGAUGCCAGAAAGUGGCUGGCAAGAUGAUUUAUUCUUCAAAGUAUUACUCUUCUAUACAUACUCUAGCCACAAACGCCUCUAAACGGGAUAUCUCAGAUAUUUUCCAAAAAUGUGUGAGUGCUGCAAUUCUUGUGCACAUCUUGGCUGUGACAAAUUUUAUCAAGACGGAUAAUGAUGAGGAACGUAAGAAAUUGAAGUCUUUCAUUGCUGAUAAUGUGCUUCGUCACCUUAUGACUGCGCCCACGAACAUGCAUGGCAUAUCCACUAAUGUAGAGAAUGAUAAUGGAAAUGCGGAAGAGGAGUAUAGCAUUGCAAGUGGAGCCUAUGCAUUCUUAAGCUUGAUAAACCAUUCAUGUGCACCAAAUGUGAUAAGAUACACUAAAUUGGGCACAUCUCGCACAACUCUGUUUGCUAUCAGACCAAUCAAAAAAGGAUCACAACUGUUUGACAAUUAUGGGUGCUUCGAGCUGGUCCGUGAUGAUGAGCAGCUGAGGUCCAAUGUUAUUCUGGAAUUGGAACCGAGUGAAGAGAUUGGCCUGCAAAUCAUGCAUGCAACAGAAUACGAUGACUUGGAGAUAAAAGCACAUCAUGCACUUACUGACAGGCAGGCUCGGCAUGCCAUUUUACUUUCUCAAUACAAAUUCACUUGCGUUUGUGAAGCUUGCGUCUAUGACUGGCCGAAGUAUCUGGACUUGCCUCCUGCGAAGAACCUACCCCAAGAAGUGGUACAGAUGAUAAAGAAGCAUUUGAGCGAUGAUAUGAUUACUUCUCUCCAGAAAGCUGACAAGGAAUGUGCUCUGAGGGAGUUCCAGCCUUUGUGUAAGUUGGCUACGGCUUUAGAACCUUAUCUUCCUUGCAAAGAGGCAGCUAAUUGUCAGGAGAUGUUGAAGCAAUGUCUUCAGAUACUUGCAGGCGUGCUCCCCAAUGACUUCGCAAAGUCUAUUGACUUUGAUAUUCCUCCAGCUGUGUUGCCUAAACACAAUACUAAAUUCUUUUCUGGAGAAGGAGCCAAGGAUCUUGCAAGUUAAAUGUUUUGUCUUGUUUACCUUUUAUUUUAUGAUGCUUUAUUUAAUUUUUGUGAUGUUUUGUGCUAAGCGAUUUGUUUUUUUUUUGUGUCAGUUGAUUGUUUUUGUGUGUUGUUUUUGACUGAAGACACUUUUUAUUAUUUGAGAUUUUCAUGUAGGGUGAUUGUGUACCUAAGUGGAAAGGAUUCAGGAAAUAAUGAUUUGGUAUUUACGGUUAUUUCCAAACUUCCAUCAGUCUUCUUCAAGAGGACAUUGAUGAAAGUUUGGAAAAGAUCAUUCAUGAAAUUUCGAAUACAGCUAAAGUGAAAAAUAUUUCCACAUUUAAAGGUGCACUAAUUACCCUUUAAAUCCAAAAAUAAUUGGUCCUUUUUUAAAUCCAAAUAAUUAUAUUACUGGUAUAAAUAUACCAAUAUAAUUUGUAUAAAUAUUUAUUUAAAUUUUCGCACAAAUUUUGGAAAUAUUUUGCUUUUGCGAUUAACAUUUUAUAUUCAUUUUGAAUUCUAGUCUUUAAAAGUAUUGUAGGGUAAGGUUUUGAGUCGGUUUCUUGAAAUGACGAAAUUCAGAAGACUAAUGAUGUAACAGGGAUAUUAUAACACAUUUUGUGAGAUUAAAGAACUGACCUCGGGGAUAGGAAAGGGUAUGAAAAAUAUCUGUUAAGUUGGGAGGGGUUUGGAAAAGUAACUUUUAUAGAUUUUUUUUAGAAAAACAUACGGUUUUGUUAUUAUAGCUUGAGUUGCAGUGGAAUUUUUUUUAGAAAAACGAAUUUUUAUUGUAACUUGAGUUGCAGUGCUGGCGAAUUAAAAUUUAAGUUCAUUGGUUGGUUACCUAAUAAGCCAAGGAUACACUAGGGGAUAAAUGUCCUGCGACUAAACGUAGCCGGAUUUUGAUCGACAUGUCUGGCAACAUCAACGUUGCUGUGGACAUAAGUCGCGCGUUGUCGCCAUAUAUUAUUAUGUCAGGCGAAAUCUGAAGCUUGGACAUGUCGUGGGACAUUAAUUGUCACCUAGUGUAUCCUUGGCUUUACAGAGUGCUACCAUCUGUUGUUAUAUAUCUUUGAUUACUGGUAAACUAAUUUUAGUUUACAUCCCGUACGAAUUAACUGUGCACCUCCCGCUGUGACGUCAUUGGGACGCUGAGGUUGGACUAAUGAGCGCUUGCAGGGGGCAGCGUGGGGUGUCUGGGGGGUUGCAUUUCAGCGGAGUGCACACUUGAUUCGUACGAGUUCUAGAUAUUGUUUUGAAAAUCGUCAGUAUUUAUUGUAUUGAUGUUAUAUCUUUGUCGUACGCCAUGCCAGAUAGUGGCUGGUUCCAUGUUUAGAUUAGUUUCAUGUUAAAUCGAUGUUUGACGUUUAGUCUUUUACUGUGGAUCAGAAAAUAGGUUAUAUAUAGUGUGUCGAUAAACUGUCUAGGUUUGCAUCGCGAGUUUGUUCAUAAUAACUUUUAAUUCUAUCAAGAUAUUUAACACCUCUACCCAAUCGCUUGGCAAAGUUUUCUUAAAGCGACUUUGUUUGUCAUCUCGAGCCAUUUUAUGGUGUAUUAACAGUUAUAUUUAUAUACGUAAAGUACUAUUGUAGAAGUAUUGCAAUUUUUUAAAAAUAGAUAGACUUUAUUUUGUUGGAUUGAUAAGUGAAUUGAUGUCAACUUCGUCUGAGUAAUUGAUAACUUAUGAACCAAAUUGUGACCUGAUUUUUUAAACACAAAGUAGCUAUUAUCAAAAAUCCAAAAAAGCAGUUUGGUAGUUAAACAAAUAAAAUAAAUGACACUGGUAGUAUAGUCGAUAACUUUGUAUUGGAGACUCGGUUGCCAUCAAGAAGAAAAAGAAAUGCCUAUCUGUUUUUAGGUAUCCUAGUAAAAUUGUCCUAUGCCUAUACUGAAUAAAUAUACAUAGAGGUACCUUACAAAAUAGUAAUGAUGAAAGUUAAAUUACUUGAAAAAGAAAUUAUAAUUCUAUAUCUACACACACAAUAAAAUAUAUUUUCUGAUCCUCAGUAAUAUUUGUUCUAGUGUUAAGUAUUUACUCAAUCCUAGAUAUAGUAAAAAUAUACGUAUUUAUGUAUUGGUGUUGUUUGUGCCAUUGAAAAUCAGAUCAGGGUUGACAUUAUAAUGUAUUGGAAUGGAAAGACGGACUCUAUAAGGGAUUUGGAUCAGUUUUAUUAUACAAAAGAAAAAAACAUUUAUUGAAAAUAUUAUAAGGCUCAUGGGGUGAACAGUUUUUAACCUGUAAGAGCCCUCGCCCAGGGCGACUUUUUGUAGCGAUGCUGUCGCACUUCUGCAUGGAUACAGUCGCAAAGUGCAAAUAAAAGUAACAUGCGUUAGUAGAAAUGCUGUCGCGGAUUCACUAAAUGCGCGACAGUAACGCUACAAAAAGUCGCGAUGGGCGAGGGCCCUAAGUCUUUUAAGGUGUACCUAAAGGGUUUUAUUUUCGUUAUUAUUUCAAAUUUUAAUCUUGUUAUUUGUUAUGUAGGUAUGUCCGAUUCGAAGGUGUUUUAAUUUAAUAGUUAUUGCUGAAAUUGACAGCACAUUUAAAACAAUAUUUUGAAUUUUACAUCAAAUUAAGCGCUGCAAAUAAUGCAAAUUAUAAUAUUUUACAGCCCAAAAUCCAAUUAAAAUUUGAAUACUACUUAAAAUGAGCUAUCCUCAUUAUAAAUUAUCAACAUUUUGGGAUCGGACAACACAUUUUUAUAUGUAAACAAUAUUACACUCUAAUUUAUUGAAAAUAAAGUUUAUAAUUUAUUUAUGUUUGAAACAUGGUUUGUUUGAAAGGAAAUUGAGCCUAAUACUAAUAGUAGUAAGGUUUAACAUCUAAGAUGUUCGGAUUUGGUGCUGCUACGCUCUUGUAAAGUGAAACGAAGUGAGAAAUACAUAUUUGUAUUAAUACUACAAGUACUUUUGAUAGAGUUUUGAGAUUGAAUGGAUAGGAACGCAAAAAGAAAAGGAUUUUGGUAAUAGAAAGAAAAAAAAACAAACAUUUCAUAUCCAAAAAGGGAUCAGUAGUGUCUCAAAAACAAAUAAAAAGACAUUGAAAUUAUUUGCCAUACUUUAAUAACAUUAAAUUAUAACAUUUGUUAUAUAAUAUUCAACUACAAUUCAUAUGAAAAAAGAAUAAUAAUAAUUACAGAAAUUCAAAUUUUGAUGUCUGCAAAAUAGUAAUUUUCGUCACACGUACCAAUAGUCCGAGAGAAAUGUAAUGAUACCAACGUAUUGACGACAGAGGAAUAGGCGGGAGCGCGCUUAGGAGAAAGGAGGAACAUUGAUCAACCCUCAACAUUGAUCCGACUCGAAAGACCAACAAACUAAUGUUGGUCCUUCGAGCCAGAUCAGUUUUGGAGGUGGAUGCUCUUCAAAGAUUGUAGUGGGCUGUAUGUAGAAACUGGUAUAUUGAAAAGAUCAAAUAAAACGGUAACAAAAUGUCCGCAUGUCGUUUAAGUAAAGUGUAAUGGCGGAAGCUAUGCUGCCUCCUUCGCUCGCCCUUGCAUCCCCCCUCGAUCGUCGAUAGCAUUCGGCUGCGUUCACGCGCAGAUCUAUUGCUAUCUCUUCUUGACUUUGGUACAGUCGUGGUCUUAAUCUUACAAAUUUCACAAGAAAAUAUCUGAUUCAACAUAAAUGGCCUAAGUGUUUGUAUACUCAGUAGUUUUGACGUUAUUAUUCUUAGAUUAUAAGAGUAUUGGAAUGGUAUAAUCAUAUGUAUUAUGACUGUUCUAUUUUAGAUAUUAUGUGCUACACUUUACAAGGGGUAUUUGAUCGAGCGUGAAAAAAAAGCAAUGUUUUCUGUCACCCACAAUUAUUACUCUUAGAACAGUUCAAUUGAUUGAAUAAGCUUCUUGCACUUAUAGUAGCACAGUAGUAGAACUUAAUGCUGUAGACAUUAUCUACCAGUCAGACGUUAAAAUCAAUAUAACAGAUGAUCAAAUACCCUAUGAUUUAUAUUUACUCUAUGUGGUUUCUGAUUAUGAUUAUAAAAUAUAAAAAAGUUAGGAAUAUAAUCUCCUAUGUGUAUACGAUUAUUGUGAACAGUCGCAUCAAAUGUCUUAAGCCCGAAUACUGAAACGCUACUCAGUUUUAAACUGUACUUAAAAAUCGUGCUAUCUCUUUCUUUUUAUAAAGAAUUGAACUAUAUCUGAGAGCGUCUUAAAAUUGAAUGACGUUUGAGUAUUUGACUAUUAGUCUUUAAGCAUAUAUUGCUGUCUUACCAUUUCAUAAUUGUCUAUCUUGCUGACUUGAAAACAUUGUAACAGUAUGGAAAAGGCAUUUGAUGCGAACUGUACUUUAAAAUAUUCUUGUCUUGUACAUGGAGUGUUAUGGUAAAGAGUCCAGUACUGUUUCUAUAUAAACAUCUUUGCAACACCUCUUCAGAGCCUCUACACAGCCUCCUCGAAGCUACCUCGAAGAGGUUACUACUUUUUUUGUUCACUAGAUGACACUAAUAUAGCCUGAGGUUUGUUUGUCCAAUAAUUAUAGCUGUCAAAAAUUUGAUGUCCAAUGCUAUGCUAUGCUGUGCUAAAAUCUCUAUUGGAUGACCUGAGGUCUACUGGCGUCAUCUGGUGAACAAAAAACGGUAGCCCCUCUAACCUAAUUAUUUAUUACAGUUUGAUAAACACUUUUCAAUAACAAUUAUGGCUGUUUUCACCAACCACCCAUAAACCACCUCUCAACUAAAAGUUACGUAGUGUUGGUGAUAAUCAAAAUGUCAUUAAAUGUGCCCUUAGUACGAGUUUGAGUUUGGCGCUCUGAUUGGCCGGAUUAAUUAAACCAACCAAUCACAGCGCUGAACGCGCUCUCGUUUCGAUUACUUUAAACGUAAAGCAAACUCGUACUAAGGGUACAGAAAGCUAAGGGGUCCUUUAAAAUUUAGGAGGUUGGUGAAAACAGUCAUUAGAAUUAAGAUGGAUACUCUUUACCUCUAUACUUCGCGGUUCUGUACAAACUUCAUGACAAUUCGGAAGUUAGCUACGAGUGUCAGAAUGUUACUAUGUUCUAGUAUAGUUUUGUUUGCCCUGGCUCCACACGUUGGCCCAAGGUUACUCGCUCAACGUGUCUAGAGAAUUGAUCGCUCCAAUGUUGGGGCCAAUGCUAUUUUCUAAAUACACGCGUUCGGCGAGUUACCUUGGACAAACGUUGGAACCAACGUGUGGAGCUGGAGUAAUAUACGCAUUUACUAUACUGAACGUGCUUUGCGCUGCGACUCGUGCAAUUUUCCUAGCUGUCGUAAAGUUUAAAGCAGACUACAGGUACAGACGCCAAAGUUAAUAGAUUUUCGACUUAAUUACUACAGUGUAAAGUCGAAAAUUAUUUUAACGGUACUAGUAAAGCAGAAAGUCUCCGGGUAUCCAAUGUUUGCUAAAACAUAUAUUUUUUUGAAAGACUUGUCCUAAAAUAUAUUAUGUAUUUUUAAAAUUUUUCUUAGGUAUUUGUACCUAUUGUAUUUUUGAGAAUUUAUCUUAUAUCCUUAUAUAAUGGAAACAGGAGACUUUUUGUGCUAUAAUACUCUAUGGGUAAAUGUUCUUACAUAUUUGUAGGCACAUUAGGUGCAAAAUUGUAUUCAACUUUCAAAUAAUAAAUGUGUGUCAAAUUAGAA